CACAUCUCUCUCGUCCUCCGCCGCCCGUACUUUGACCUGACAUCACUUGGUCAGGAUCCAUCUCGGCCUCUGUCAUCACAUUUCAUACACAUCUGCCGCCCAGGAUGAGGCCGCACACCGCAACCACACUCGCCGCCAGGGCGCGAGGCAGCAUACAACCGAGUACAUACGGGCGCACAGUUGCAUACAGGCGGUUAUCGACAGCGCCACUGGCAUCGCGGUCAUCAGCGACACAGUCGUUUGAUGCAUCACCACUCCAAUUCCUGCGCAGCAACUUUUUGCCCCAGGACGUCCUCUUCCGCGCCGCCGCCGCACACGCACGCCAGUUCUCUUCGCAGUCUGCGCUCUACCAGCAGGCUCAGAAGCAGAAACCUGUGAAGGAGCAGACUGCUGAGUCUGAAGCUGAGCCAAAGAAGACUGCAGAGGAGCAGUUCAACGAAGAACAGGCUAAGGAGAAGAAGGAGGGCGAGGAAGAGUCUGGCGAGCAGAAAGAGGGCGAGCAAGAAAAGAAGAAGAAGGACGACGACAAACCCCCGCCGCCACCACACGGUGACAAGACCCCGUGGCAAGUCUUCACAGAGACUCUCCAGCAGGAGUUCCAGGCUUCGAAAGACUGGAACGAGGGUACAAAGCAGCUGUCUGGCACUGUCCACGACUUCACAAAUGACCCUCGCGUUCAGAAGGCAAGAGAGGCCUCAGAGGCUGCAAAGACAAAGACUGCAGCCGCCUUGAAGGCCACAGCAUCAGCUGUUGGUCAGGGUGCUGCAUGGACAUGGGACACGAUGCCUGUUAAGGGAGUGCGCGCUGCUGCUAGAGUCACUGGUACUGGUCUCGACUACGCUACGCGACCAGUGCGCCAGACGAAGGCUUUCCAGGCUGUAAAGGAGACCAUCGAUGAUGGCAGCUCCUCGCGCUAUGGAGGCUGGGUCGAGAAAGAGGAGCGCAGGAAGCGAAGGGAGCUGCGUGAACUUAACGAGCUCCAGCGAACUGGUGGAAGGCCCACCGGACCCAUGGAGGAGGACCCAGAUGCCGGCACGAACGUUACCCUGCACAAGGAUGCGAAGUACAAGGAGGUCUGGAGAGACUGGAAGGACAACUCCAAGAUCGCUCAAGGCUUCUUCAGCAUGAAGCAGACAUACGGCGAGUCCGACAACGCCAUCAUCUCGACCGCCCGUAGUAUCACCGACCGCAUCACCGGUUUCUUCGCCGAGAACGAGACCGCCAUGGUUAUCAAGAAGUUCCGCGAGAUGGAUCCCAACUUCCAAAUGGAGCCAUUCCUCACCGAAAUGCGCGAAUACAUCCUUCCCGAAGUCCUGGACGCGUACGUCAAGGGCGACAUCGAGGUUUUGAAGCAGUGGCUUUCUGCGGCACAAUACUCUGUCUACGCAGCGCUGAUGCAGCAGUACAAGACCGCUGGUCUCAAGUCCGACGGCAAGAUCGUCGAUAUCCGUGGCGUCGAUGUCUUGAAUGCUAAGCUGCUCGAGCCUGGCGAGAUCCCCGUCUUCAUUCUCACAGCUCGCACGCAGGAGGUGCAUGUCUACAGGAACGCAAAGUCUGGUGAACUCGCAUCCGGAAUGGACGACAAGGUCCAGCAAGUCACCUACGCCAUUGGUGUGACCAGGAUACCAGAAGACGUCAAUAACCCCGAGACAAGAGGUUGGAGAUUGAUCGAACUCCAGAAGAGCGCCAGGGAUUACUACUGAUCGACUCGCUCAGCCCCGUUGUUUCUCUUUACAAUUUGUACUACCACAUGUUUGUUGCAUUAUCCCACGCGCGUUGGCGGUUCCGCGGUUUCGCUCCGGCAUUCUCUGGCGUCUAAAUGGUUUCGCCCGAUGUGUUCCACCACUCUGUCUUAUUAUGGAUGUCUCGCCCGUACGAGACGCACCUUCUCUUUCAGGGUCAUGGAAGUGGGGUUGGAUGAGCGCGCAGCGUUCGGCAUGAUGACACACUUCACUUCCCCACUCUGUACGUAUAUUUGUAUAAUACUUUGAUGAGAUGAUAUGGUGGAGCGAGGUCUUAGGCCAGGAGGACUGGUCUGUAGUGUGUGUGUAUAGGACUAGAUUGGCCUAUAUAAAGCAAUCAAUCUGCU
Messenger RNA from Macroventuria anomochaeta, 2089 nucleotides. Its product is annotated as TIM44 subunit of mitochondria import inner membrane translocase. Gene Ontology annotation, molecular function: protein-folding chaperone binding. Lineage: Eukaryota; Fungi; Ascomycota; Dothideomycetes; Pleosporales; Didymellaceae. The transcript has 2 exons. Gene Ontology annotation, cellular component: mitochondrial inner membrane. The record is from RefSeq and is a predicted model, not a curated record. Gene Ontology annotation, biological process: protein import into mitochondrial matrix. The coding region runs from base 105 to 1703 and encodes 532 amino acids.